AUGCUUGCCAUCGCCCUCGCCACCCUCGCCCUCGUCGCUGCGGCGCCCACGCCCUCCACUCUCCUCCGCUACCACCCCAGCGUGUCGGGCAACUUCUGCCUCUCAGGCAUGGACAGCGGCUACUGCAGCGUCGACGGAUGCGGUCUCGGCCUCCAGAACUUCGAGCUUGCUGGCGGCCAGCUCCGCCAGACCGAGGGCGGCUACAACAUGUGCAUCUUCCCCGAGCAGGAGCGGAACGGUGCCAAGGUCAAGGGUGCCAUCUGCACGGACGCGCACUCGCACUGGGCACCCGGGCCCAAGCCCGGCACCAUCGCGUGGAAGGGCUACUGGUGCCUCGACAACGCGUCCGGCAAGGCUGAGGAGGGCGCCACGGUCGAGAUCUGGAAGUGCUCCACCACGUACGUCAACAAGAACCAGGUGUGGUCGACAACCCCCGCCCCCGCCGGCGGCUGGUGAGACUCGAGGGCUCGGUGAUUUCCGGGCUCGAUAAUCGCCGGCGGUUUCGAGAUAUGAUCACAACGCAUCUCACCCAUGGACCUUAUAGCACGACUCGUUG
Cutaneotrichosporon oleaginosum is the source of this 556-nucleotide messenger RNA. The record is from RefSeq and is a predicted model, not a curated record. NCBI's taxonomy places the organism in Eukaryota, Fungi, Basidiomycota, Tremellomycetes, Trichosporonales, Trichosporonaceae.